GACGCGACCAGGGACAAGCCGUUAAGCACCGGCACCACUUUAGGGCCUAUAAACGAAGGCUCGAUGAUUUCCUUGUUCUGCGAGAGCAGCGAAGGGAAACCAGUGCCUACGGUCGAGUGGUACAAGAACGACCAGCUAUUGGAAGCGAACAGUUCGACGACGGUGGCCGAGAACGGGAUCGGGAACGGGAGCAGCCUGCUGCAGAUGCAAAUCACACGCGACGAGCUGAAUGCAACUUUCACGUGUAAAGUCAACAGUACAACGCUCGUCGAGCCGCUGUCUGUCGACGUGAAGCUGGAUGUUCACGUCCGGCCAUUGGAAAUGAAUCUAAGCGGGGUGGUGGGCCACGUGGUGCAGGGGACGAAGAUCUUGCUUCAGUGCACCGUGCGAGCAGCCAGACCUGCCGCGAACAUCACCUGGCAGAACGGGACCGAGUACCUGAACGAGAGUAACGACAGAUUCGAGAUGUUCGAGACGAAAGUACAAGAGAACGAGGAUGGCACGUCGGAGUCCACGAGUUACCUGGCUUUCACGGCUUCUGUGUACGACAACGGAAGAACGUUCAAGUGCUACGCCGAGAACUCGGUCACGCGUUCGGAGGACAUGAAGCCGAUGAAAGUGUCAACGACCAUCGAAGUUUUAUAUCCGCCUAUAGUGACGGUGAAGCCCGAGAAUAUCACUGUAAACGAAACCGACGAUUUUAUAGUAUUUUGCGAUUACAAUGCUAAUCCGGCCUCUCUGAUAAAAGUAGUAUGGUAUCAAGACGACAAGGAAUUAGUUUUAAAGGACGACCACUACGAGGGUGGUAUCACCGAAGAAACGGCCCUCACCGUGAAAAAUGCGACAUCCAAUGACAUGGGUUCUUACAAGUGUGUACUAGACAAUAACGUUGGCACAUCAACUUCAGAAGACAGCGUUCAAGUGUCUGUGCUAUACAAGCCAGUGGUCAAGGUGAUAAUGGACCCGGAAACGCCGGUGAACGAGGCGGACCGUCAGAACGUCUCGCUGACCUGCGAGGUUGUUACUGGAAAUCCAGCAAGCCUGACCGCCGUCCGAUGGUACUUGGACGGGGACCUGCUGAAAGAACUUCCGGAUUGCACGAGAAAUAGCAGCAUGACCACCACGACCACCGAGGAAUCUUUAAUUUUCUGCGAUAUCGACCCGAGCAAGCUGCUGCUGGAAGCGGUGGGACGCUCCUUUCACGGGAACUACUCUUGCGAGGGCAGAAACGACGCUGGCUGGGGACCACUUUCACCGAGUGCACCUGUCAUGGUCUAUUACAAACCUGGACCAGCUUCGAUCUCGUACGAUCCCCAGCAGGUAAUAAAGAAACAACCAUUGUCCAUUACGUGCUUCGUGCUGGAUCCGGGACGUCCGAAGGUAGUCGGUUUCAAAUGGCUACGAGGCCUUCACAGACUUCCGGAUGAAAACAACGCCACCCUCACCAUCAAGUCGGUUAAUCUGGAAACCGAAGCGAACUUCACUUGUCUGGCUUACAACGAAGCCGGCGACGGCGACCCGGUCACCACGUUUAUCGACGUGUCUGCGGCGCCUGCGUUUAUCGAGAAGCUGACCUCUUAUCAUGGCUUCGUUUACAAUUCUACGAACGUGAGCAUCAUGUGCUGGGUGGAGUGCGCGCCAAUGUGCAACAUCUCCUGGCUGAGGGACGGUAUACCGAUGGAUUUCUCGAAGACCAACCGAUACUACGUGUCCAACGUCUAUCACCAGCCUGAUCCGCGAACGAACGAUUUCGAGAGCAUACAGUCGACCCUGAUCUGGAACCUGACUGCUUGGCCUAAUGGCCAGUUGGAUCGUAUCGAAGACAACGUUAAGUUCACCUGCGAGAGCAGCAGUAAUGGCAUCGGACCUGGAGUGAACAGUAGCACCAACCUGCACGUGGAAUACCCGCCGGAAAAUGUGACGAUAUCGAAGACGAUGAUAAACGUGACCGUGGACACGAUACCGGAAACGGUGACCUGCGACGCGAAGGCAAAUCCGGGCCCCAUAUUCCGCUGGUAUCGGGUAGGAUCCACGGACCUCAUCAUGACAGGCCGGGUUUUCGAUUUAAAGGUCGCAGUGCCGAAACGCAGCAACGGAACGUACUAUUGCAAUGCAUGGAAUCGCCACGGAAGCUGGAACAUUACCUUCGUCAUGAAUGUUCAAUUUAAGCCCGAGUGUCAAGUGGAUAGGGAACGAAUAGACGACGAGGAUUACGUGGUCUGCUCAGCGACGGCCAACCCGAAGGAGACAGAUUUCGUUUGGUCAUUGAAGAGUGACAAUGACACGUUGGAGCAGGUCGCCGAGACUCGCAAUGGGAAAAGCUACAUCCGUCUCGAUCCGUCGGUAACCAAUUUCCGGACGUACGUUUGCGUUGCGAACAACUCCAUCGGCCAUUCCAGUGCCUGCGAGCGCGACGUUCCAGGUCACAUACCUUGGUGGCAACAAUUGGAAGGGUAUCUUCUUCCCAUAAUCAUCGUAGCUGCAGUUGUCCUUAUACUCGUGAUAAUCAUAAUCUGCGUGGUGAUCUACAUCGUUUGCAGACGCAAACGAAAUCAGAUGAAAUAUCCCAAUCAAGCUGCGAAUAACAAUCACGUGAACAGCGUGUCGGAGGGCCUUCCGGAGUCCGGGGCGAAGACGUUCUACGAGAACCUGCCGUUCCACGGGAUCCAAGCGCCGCCUAACAAGAUGCGAUCGUGUUCGAUGCUGAUCAAUCUCGUUUGCAUUAUCACCGUGUCGUACACGGUUUCGGGACACCCCUUUUCGUUCCUGCCACGGCAUGCCGUUGAACGAGCUGCUGAACGUAGGAGCAUAGGCAGGCAGAUAGUAGAGCACAACUCCAACUUCCUGGCUCCCUUAUCGGAAUAUGGGCCACGAUCUGCUGACUCCAAGCCCGUGGAACCAUGGACCAAGAUCACUCAGAAUCCAGUAAACGGCAUAGAGUCCAGUGUGGGAAGCAGGUUGGAAUUAGAAUGCAAAGCUAGCGGCAGCCCUCCGCCGGAAAUUCUCUGGUUCACAGGAAGUGGUACUAACGAACAACUUCUCGAGUACGUGAAAGCCAGCACGCAUUCCUUGUACGAUCCAUCCGAGGAGUGGAAAGGAGUGGCCAGAAUUAAUUCAAAGCUCGUGAUAGAAUGCCUUACACCGGAUGAUGCUGGAUUGAUCUACUGUGCGUCGGUUUCUGCGAGAGAGGUGAAGAUCUCCACUCCUACGGUGCUGCUGGUUAACAACGUAAGUGGUAGCAGUAAUUGCAGUUCUGAAAGUGAUCCAACAAUCACCCUCUACUCCCCCACACUGGUAGCCAACAUAGGAGCAACCGUGCUAUUGCCUUGUAGAGCAAGUGGCAAACCAACACCGCAGAUUACUUGGAUGGAUAACUACAACGUACCUCUAAGUUUAUCGACUAAUUUACGGCACAGAGUAUUAGACAGUGGUGAUCUAUUGAUAGAAGAGCUCUUAUGGGAAGACAUGGGUGGCUACACUUGCCAAGUCAAGUCUGGAAAUCGUCAACAAGUCAUCAGUACAUUCCUCUACCCCUUGCGUCCUGAGAAGCAAGUGGAUCGAACAGUUAAUUAAACGAUUAUCGAAGAAGGAACCUUGAUCGAUCUCUUUCUAUCAUCACACGACAUGCCACAGUCUUAUCGCGCUAAAUUUCGGUGUUCAUUAGCGUUCAAACAUAACGUAUUGUUUGUAAGCAUAAGCACUAUGUAUAAUUCUAUGCUGUAGGAUUAUAUCUCGCUACUGAAAAUGCGACAAUGCGUGCGAGAAUCAGCAACGCUUCAUUUAGUUAUUAACUGAAACGCAGCCAUUAAUUUACUUAAAGUUUUAUAAAAGAUUUUAAGGUGCCAAAGAUGUUUUGUAUUUGAUUAUUAUAAUAAUUUUAGCGAGUUUAAAAUAGCGAUUUUAAGCUAUUUCGAUAUUUAAUUAUUGUCUAUACCGCGACACCUCUUGGACGAGGUUUCGUAUAGUUUAAACGAAUUAUUUAUUUAUUAUAUAUGUACAGUGGAAGCCGACUCAAUAGGCAGACAUAACGGAGGAUAUUUUAAUUAAU
This is a messenger RNA of Eufriesea mexicana, 4048 nucleotides long. Its product is annotated as hemicentin-2. Gene Ontology annotation, molecular function: cell adhesion molecule binding. NCBI's taxonomy places the organism in Eukaryota, Metazoa, Arthropoda, Insecta, Hymenoptera, Apidae. The transcript has 19 exons. Bases 64 to 3573 code for a protein of 1169 amino acids. The record is from RefSeq and is a predicted model, not a curated record. Gene Ontology annotation, cellular component: cell-cell junction; plasma membrane. Gene Ontology annotation, biological process: cell-cell adhesion.